ACACAGAUUACCAAAAUGUGUUUUUCUGUAAUUCGGUCACCUGACAACAGAAUAAGACAUUUCGUUACAGCGGCUGAUCAAGUACAGACUUCCCCGCCUACAAAUUUAUGCUGAGGUUAAAAUCAUAAAUCACUCUUGACAUCUUAGACUUAAGGUUACAAUUCACAAGUUAACUUGUAACGGCUGGACACCAGACGAAAGGCUGAAAGAAAGGUGAAUCUAUGACUUACCUGUGUGUAAAGAAAACUAAUGUAUGUGCCAAGAGGAACAGGCUGCUCAAUGUGGCUCAUUGCCUCAGAAGGACUGUGAUCAUCUGAUGUCCUCAUUUGGACAGCACGUAGACAUCAAAAUCAAAUUGAACUGAUGUGAGAUGACGCCAAACCUGAUACCAUAGUGACACAGCUCACGAUACUGACCGACAAAAUCUGUGGAGAGAAAAAUAUUUAAACUUCUAAAUUUACUCAAUUCCUGAUAAAGAAUCAACAGUGAAUCAGAAUGAAUCUGUACAUCCAUGCAUUGGCAUGUGCUUUUGGUGUGGGUUCCUGGAUUUCCAUUAAUGGCUUAUGGGUGGAGCUUCCUCUGAUAGUCAAUAUACUGCCGGAGCGAUGGGACUUACCAUCUUACCUCACAGUUAUCAUUCAGCUCGCCAAUCUCAGCCCUCUGGUGGUCACCCUGGCACAUCAAUUCUGCCGUGGUCGACUACGGGAAAAUCUGGUUAUCUAUGCGGUCCUUUCAAUUGGUAUUGCAGCUUGCAUUCUGCUAGCUUUGUUUUGGAAGAACACCACAGUAAUUUUGGGUCAACCACGUAGCACAGCAUUUUUUAUCCUUACGUUCUUUCUCGCCCUUGUCGAUUGCACCUCCUCUGUCACAUUUUUGCCAUUUAUGAUGCAACUUCCUGCCAAAUACAUCACCACGUACUUUAUUGGAGAGGGUCUGAGCGGUUUGGUUCCAGGCCUGGUGGCGCUGGCGCAAGGGGUUGGGAUGUCAGAAUGUGUCAAUGUCUCGUAUGUGCCGGAUAACCUUACGGAGCCUGGACAACCUAGCUUUGUGGUGGAGACACGGUACCUCCCUCCCAACUUCUCACCAGAGGUCUUUUUCUCAUUCCUGGCAGUAAUGACAGCAAUAAGUCUAGGUGCUUUCUUCAUGCUAAAUCGUGUGCCUCGUACCUUUGAACUCUCCUCUGAAAAUCUUGUUCCAGAUGAUGUGGCGACAGUCUGCAAGGGUUUGGAAAGCCCUGUGGAACUCACUGCAUGCAAAAACAGUGAAGAGAAAUUUGAAAAGAAGACCAGAUUGCUACUUCCCGUAACUCUGCAUAGCAGCUACCAGCUUGCAUUUAUGUAUUUAUUGAUAGUGUGGGUUAAUGGAGUGACAAAUGGGCUGUUGCCAUCUGUGCAGACGUUCUCCUGUAUGCCCUAUGGAAAUAUGGCCUAUCACCUCUCAGCUGCUCUGUCGUCAGUAGCCAAUCCAAUGGCUUGCAUCAUUGCAAUGUUUUUCCCCAAACGCUCUUUAGUACUUCUGGGAUUCCUGUGUCUGCUGGGAUCUGUUUUUGGAGGGUACAAUAUGGCCAUGGCUGCUAUGAGUCCCUGUCCAUUACUACAAGAUACGCCUCUAGGGAGUGCUCUUAUCGUUUUGUCGUGGGUUUUCUUUACUGGCCUGAUGUGUUAUGUGAAGGUGAUGGUGGGUGUGAUUCUCCGGGACCGGAGUCACAGCGCUCUCGUGUGGUGUGGAGCGGCAGCGCAGGCAGGAUCGUUGUUGGGCUCUGUUGUUAUGUUUCCUCUGGUUAACAUCUUUCACUUUUUCCAGUCUGGUGAUAUUUGCAACAACGAAUGCUCAUUAUAACUGUCUGCUCUGCUUUUUUAUUUUACCCUUUGGUCCAUUAUAAAUUCAUCAUUUGUA
This is a messenger RNA of Misgurnus anguillicaudatus (oriental weatherfish), 1896 nucleotides long. The record is from RefSeq and is a predicted model, not a curated record. Lineage: Eukaryota; Metazoa; Chordata; Actinopteri; Cypriniformes; Cobitidae.